Molecule: messenger RNA, 973 nt
Organism: Prosopis cineraria
Lineage: Eukaryota; Viridiplantae; Streptophyta; Magnoliopsida; Fabales; Fabaceae
Product: heavy metal-associated isoprenylated plant protein 39-like
Exons: 3
Coding region: 324-728 (134 amino acids)
Molecular function (GO): metal ion binding
Source: RefSeq, a predicted model, not a curated record
UUUGGAGGAGUCUCCGGAAGAUGGGACACUGGAACAGUGAGGCGUUGGCCUUACGUCAAUGAGUGAUCGUGCGAUUGGUUCCUUGUUUGUUCAUCUCACGCUCUCUUUAAUCAAAGGGGCAAUUUGUCUGACUUCGUUUUAGACUCUCAUUGAGUCCCUUCUUUCUCUGCUCCUCUAAACCUCAUUCCCUCUUCCUCUUCCUCUCCUCUUUAUUGUCACACACACACACACACGCUCUUCCUCUCCCUCUCUUUCCGUCAGGAUUACUCUAGAAUAGUAUUUCAACAGUCCAAUUUGUUGUCAGAAUUCACGAUCAAAGGGAAAUGAAGAAGGUGGUGCUGAAGUUGGAUUUGCACGAUGACAAAGCAAAACAGAAAGCCAUGAAAAUGGUUUCUAGCCUUCCAGGGAUUGACUCCAUAGCCAUGGACAUGAAGGAGAAGAAACUGACAGUAAUAGGGGACAUAGACCCGGUGGACGUGGUGAGCAAGCUGAGGAAAGUGUGGUACACAGAGAUAUUAACAGUGGGGCCGGCCAAAGAGCCGGAGAAGAAGAAGGAAGAAGGCAAGAAAGACGAAGGCAAAGCGAAGAAGGAAGAUGACAAGAAGAAAGAUCCAAAUGAACAGGCUGCUGAGCUUGCCAGGCUUUACAGAGCUUAUAAUCCCUACAUGACUACAUACUAUCAGGUUCAUAGUGCUGAAGAGAAUCCCAAUGCUUGUGUUAUUUCUUAAUCUUCAUGUUCAUGUUUUUAUUCUCUGUUUGUUUUUUGGUCUAUGCUUGUUAUAUAUAUGUGAUGAAUAUAAUAGUAAGGAGUUCUUGAGAGUUGAGAUGAGUCAGGGUUAGGAUUGCUUCGUUCACUCGUGUAUUUGCAGUGUUUCUCUGUAUCUUUGGUGGAUUCACUCAAACUUUAUAUUGUGGCCCUGAGGAUUAUGUCUCUCUGAAAUAACAGAGGCUAUAGAGAUUUUGAACGAAUAAA